Heterobasidion irregulare TC 32-1 is the source of this 2906-nucleotide messenger RNA. RefSeq lists its product as uncharacterized. Gene Ontology annotation, biological process: mRNA catabolic process; regulatory ncRNA-mediated gene silencing. Lineage: Eukaryota; Fungi; Basidiomycota; Agaricomycetes; Russulales; Bondarzewiaceae. The record is from RefSeq and is a predicted model, not a curated record. The transcript has 18 exons. Gene Ontology annotation, molecular function: nuclease activity; RNA binding. Gene Ontology annotation, cellular component: nucleus; RISC complex; cytosol. Bases 75 to 2789 code for a protein of 904 amino acids.
GGCAUCGUGUGCCGCGUUCCUCUCCUGUCUCUCUCCGAAACGCAUAUUCCCGCAGUCCUCGAAUCGUAUUCGACAUGUCCAUGAAAGCUAUCGUGAAAAGCGUCAUCUCUGGCGAUUCUCUCAUUCUCCGUGGCCGUCCCGGUCCUCAGGGUCAGCCUCCCAAGGAAAGAAUCUUGCAUCUGGCAGAUGUCACGUCACCACGCAUGGGAAAUGCAUCCAGGGAAGACGAGCCUUGGGCAUUUGAGGCCCGCGAAUUCCUUCGUGCCUUCGCUGUAGGGAAAGAAAUCACAUUCGUAUCUAAUCACCAACUUCCCCCGAACGACGAUGUACCUCGAGAUCUAGGCAAUGGGGAGAUUGGUGGCCUCGAUGUUUCUAAUGAACUCUUGAAGCAUGGUUGGGCCAAAUUGAAGGACCUCAAACGAGACCCUACCGAGGAAGACAGUCAACGGAGGGACAUUGAAGCUGACGCGAACGCGGCAAACCGUGGGAUCUGGAACCCACAUGGUCCCAAGGCGCGUGAAGUGAUCCACACAAUGCCUUUAGACUCCCAAUCAUACAUCACAGAAUGGAAGGGGAAGCCGCUUGAUGCUAUCGUUGAGGCCGUUCGAGAUGGCACAACGUUCCGCGUCCGUCUCAUGAUGCCAGAAGGCGAGCAUCAGUUUGUCAAUGUCGCCCUUGCAGGUGUUCGCAGUGCCCGUGCCGCCUCGAAACAAGGGGAGCCCUCUGAACAGUGGGGAGAAGAAGCCAAAUUCUUCGCUGAGUCGAGACUUCUUCAACGUGCUGUAAAAGUGCAACUAUUGUCGCUGCCAACUGCUGCCGCAACACCGUUUCAAUCCGGCACCAAUGGAGGUGCCCCCGCGCCGGCAAGUAUAUUCAUUGGAAAUGUACUUCAUCCCGCAGGCAAUAUCGCAGAACAUCUCGUUGGUGCAGGUUUAGCUCGUGUGGUAGAUUGGCAUGCCGGCAUGCUCGCAAGUACUGGAGGCAUGGAGCGACUUCGUGCCGCAGAGAAGUCCGCGAAGGAGAAGCGGUUGUGUCUUUACGCAAAUGCGCCAGCCGCAACAUCCAGCGGAAAGUCAGUAACGGUAGCGAAUGGAGCUUCCCGCUCAUUCGACGCCACCGUUGUUCGCGUGUGGAGUGCAGAUCAGAUCUCUGUCACCGAGAAGGACGGUGGCAAGGAACGCAGACUGCAGCUCAGUUCGACUAGAGGGCCUAAAAUCUCUGACGCCAAACAGGCGUAUUACGCUCAGGAGGCACGCGAGUUUCUGCGUAAAAAGCUCAUUGGCAAACAUGUCAAGGUACAUAUUGAUUUCAUCCGUCCACGUGAAGGCGAUUUCGAGGAGCGGGAAUGUGCCACUAUUCGCUACGGAAACCAAAACAUCAAUAUAGCCGAGCAGCUUAUCGAGAAGGGCCUCGCAAGCGUGGUCCGGCACAAACGCGAUGACGAGGACCGUUCAGCGGACUACGACAAGCUCAUGGCAGCUGAGCAAACGGCAGUCACUGAAACACGAGGUAUUCACUCAGGCAAGGACCAACCACCCCCCAAACAACCACUGAACCUGUCCGAGGCAAGUAAUCGUGCGACGCAAUUCGUGAGCGGUUUCAAGCGCCAAGGAAGAAUACCUGCAGUUGUCGAGUACGUAGCUGCUGGAUCACGGUUUAAAAUCUUUUUGCCCAAGGACAAUCAAGUGCUCACAUUAGUUCUUGGUGGCAUACGUGCACCUCGUACAGCCCGGAAUGCCUCUGAAAAAAGCGAGCCAUAUGGGGCGGAGGCGUCCGAGUUCGCUACACGGCGAUAUAUGCAACGAGAUGUCGAAAUCGAAGUCGACACUGUCGACAAAUCUGGUGGCUUCAUUGGCGCGCUUUACCUGAAUAAGACGGAGAAUGUCGCUGUGACUCUUGUACGGGAGGGUCUUGCGACUGUCCAUUCUUUCUCUGCAGACUCACUGUCAUGGUCGAGACGACUUUAUGAAGCUGAGGAAGAAGCAAAAAGAGAGAAACGCAAUAUCUGGACAGACUACGACGAGGAAGCUGAGAAGGCUGUGGAAAUACCUGCAGAUGAUCAGCCGGGUGCACUAAAACCAGAGUAUUUGGACGUCAUAGUCAGCGAUGUGCGAACAAAGAACGGGUUCAGCUUCUCUGUUCAGAUAUUGAACACUGAAGGCAUUGCUUCGCUGGAACAGCUGAUGCGCGACUUCUCCAUCCAUCAUCGAGUGGCACCUUCUGCACCGGGUUUUGUGCCUAAAGGCGGUGAUCUUGUGUCUGCCAAAUUCUCAGACGGCUCUUGGUACCGCGCCAAGAUUCGCCGCGCAUCGCCUGUCAAGCGCGAAGCUGAGGUGACCUUCAUCGAUUAUGGCAAUCAAGACACGAUCGGAUUCGAGAACAUUCGUCCCUUAGACCCCAGGUUCCGUUCUCUGCCCGGUCAAGCACACGAUGCACGCCUUAGCUUCGUCAAGCUGGUAGGGCCAGAGAGUGACUACCACCAAGAGGCCAUUGACCGCUUUCGGCAACUGUGCGAGGGCCGCAAGCUCGUUGCGAACAUCGAUCAGAAAGAAGGAUCCCUGCUACAUCUACGAUUGAUCGACCCCUCAGACCCAGCAGUGGCCGAUGAUCCUCUUGCAUGCAUCAAUGCCGACCUUGUACGUGAAGGCCUUGCAACGAUCGAUCGUAAAGGCUGCAAAUACAUCAGCUCGUACCCGUCCGUUAUGAAGAAGCUCCAGGAGUCAAUAGUAGGUGCCAAAAGGGAUCGAUUAGGCAUGUUCGAGUUCGGUGAUGUGGAGGAGGAUGAGUAAAUACGUUUUCAAAAUCUUACCUUGGGAUUCUACGUAGCUCGAGUUGUCAAAUUCAUCGCCGUUGACCCAGCCACAGUUACGCUACUCGACGUACCUGUGUCGCUUUUCAGCACGUUC